Arxiozyma heterogenica is the source of this 2061-nucleotide messenger RNA. RefSeq names its product biotin--[acetyl-CoA-carboxylase] ligase BPL1 (gene BPL1). Gene Ontology annotation, cellular component: cytoplasm. Lineage: Eukaryota; Fungi; Ascomycota; Saccharomycetes; Saccharomycetales; Saccharomycetaceae. The record is from RefSeq and is a predicted model, not a curated record. The transcript has a single exon. Gene Ontology annotation, biological process: protein modification process. Gene Ontology annotation, molecular function: biotin--[biotin carboxyl-carrier protein] ligase activity. Bases 1 to 2061 code for a protein of 686 amino acids.
AUGAAUGUGUUAGUCUAUAAUGGUCCUGGUACUACUCCAGGUUCUGUGAAACAUACUGUCGAAACACUACGUGAUUUUUUGGAACCUUAUUAUGCAGUUAGUACCGUAUCUGCAAAGGUUUUAGAAUUGGAACCAUGGGUGGGGAAAACAUCUGCUCUUGUGUUCCCUGGAGGUGCUGACUUGCCCUACGUUAAAGAAUGUAAACCGAUAAUACCAAAAAUUAAACAGUUUGUGUAUGGUGGGGGUAUAUUUAUCGGAUUUUGCGCUGGUGGAUAUUUUGGUACAAGUAAAGUGGAAUUUGCACAAGGUGAUCCAAAUAUGGAAGUAACUGGUAGAAGAGAUCUAGCAUUUUUUCCAGGGAUUGGAAGAGGUCCGGCUUUUAAAGGUUUUCAAUAUAAUAGUGAGAUAGGUGCUAAGGCAGCUAAACUAAUCACUUGCUAUGGGGAGGAAGUGUACAACUAUUUCAAUGGUGGGGCAGUUUUUGUUGAUGCUGAUAUUAAAUCUAAUGUGGAAGUAUUGGCUCACUAUGCUCAACAGACAGAUGUACUAUAUGCAGACGUGAAUGAACUUAAUAUUAAACCUGCUGCUGUAGUGUUAUGUAAGGCAGGUGAAGGGAAAAUAUUGCUAACAGGUACUCAUCCAGAAUUUAUUCCUAAAAUAUUAGAAAGAUCUAAGGAUUAUGAGUUAUUGAAACCAACUAUAGCUCUUUUGAAGAAUACAGAUGAGAAGAGGAAAGCUUUUGUCAGAUUUAUAUUAACCAAAACUGGUUUAAAUUGUAAUAAUGAGUUUGGUAAUGUUAGAGCACCAAACUUGACACCAAUAUUUGUUGCCUCACCAAGAAACUAUGAUAAUAUCCUCCAUAUGAAAGAUUUACUGCUUAAAAAUUUUAACUAUUUAGAUUCACAAGAAAAUUAUGUGGAAGGCCAAGAUGGGACAGAUAAAUUCAGAUUUUAUGAAGGUUUCAGUAAGUCGCAUGAUGUAGCUAGUAAGAUUUUACAAGAACAAGAACCAGAAGAUGUGACUAAACCAAUCAUAUUUCCAACUAGGGAAGAAAUUUUACCACCAUCUGAACUGAUUCCAAAUUUUGAUAUGCACAAAUACUUUCAACACUUGAAACCAAGAAAUACACUAGGCUCAAUGCUAAUGUAUGGUGAAGUGGUCACUUCCACAAGUUCUUUGCUAAACAAUAAUAAUGGAUUAUUAUCCUCGAUCCCCGAAAAUUCUACCAUUCAUAUUGGUACAAUUCAAGUGUUAGGUAGAGGAAGAGGGGGUAAUAUAUGGGUUAAUCCUAAAGGUGUCGCAGCUGCAACAGCAGUGGUCAAUUUGCCCCUAGUCUCUCCAACAUCUCAACAAAAAAUUUCUAUUGUAUUUGUUCAAUAUAUUUCAAUGUUAGCAUACUGUAAGGCAAUAACCUCAUAUGGUGAAGGUUAUAGUGAUUUGCCGGUGAGAAUCAAAUGGCCAAAUGAUUUAUACGCAUUAAACCCAAAUUAUUACUAUAAAAACAAAAUGAAAAUCUUGAAUACUGGAUUCGAUCAUUCCUUAGUACCUCUAGUUGAUAUUGAACCUGCGUAUUUAAAAAUUUCAGGUUUACUGGUAAACACUCAUUUUAUUAAUAAUAAAUAUACUCUUUUAUUAGGGUGUGGUUUAAAUAUAAGUAGUGAUGGUCCAACCACAUCAUUGAAUAGCUGGGUUGACAUUUUGAAUGUAGAACGUAAGGAAGCUGGAUUGCCUGCAUUAUCUCAUAUUGAGCCAGAAAUUUUACAAGCUUAUUAUAUGAAUAAUUUGGAAGAAUUAUUAUCAAGAUUUGUGGAUUAUGGUGGAAAAUCUAUUUUGCCAGAAUAUUAUAAAUAUUGGUUACAUUCUAAUCAAAUUGUCACUUUAUCCUCACAUGGUAAUAUAAGAACUAAAAUAUGCGGUAUUACUGAAGAUUAUGGUCUUUUAAUAGCGAAGGAACUAAAUUUUAAUAGUACAAAUGACUAUACAGGUGCAAUUUAUCAUUUGCAACCUGACGGGAAUACUUUUGACAUAUUCAGGGGACUAAUCGCUAAAAAAGUUUUGUGA